This is a messenger RNA of Myxocyprinus asiaticus (Chinese sucker), 6825 nucleotides long. It is a transcript of the gene ercc6l2, whose product is annotated as excision repair cross-complementation group 6-like 2. Bases 534 to 4565 code for a protein of 1343 amino acids. Gene Ontology annotation, molecular function: ATP binding; ATP-dependent chromatin remodeler activity. Lineage: Eukaryota; Metazoa; Chordata; Actinopteri; Cypriniformes; Catostomidae. The record is from RefSeq and is a predicted model, not a curated record. The transcript is spliced from 18 exons.
ACUCUCUUCUGCGAAGAAUAGCUGCAUACAGCAUGUAGCUAAGUUAAUGUAAAUAAAGUCAGAUAUAUCAAUAAUGCAGAGAAAUAAAUAUCUGUUUAUUCCGCAGUCCAACAGACGACUCCGUAAGUUACAUUAGAGCAAUCAGAAAUCCUCGAUUACCCCAGAAACUGCAUCAAGACAGAAAUAACAUGGUAAUGGUAAGACAAAACUGACUUGCCAAUGUGUAACUAACGCUUAAACUCGGGAAAAGCAGUUUCAUAUGAUCGCAACAAGCAACAUUUACGGUUGUUUUAAAAUACUUCACGUUAUACCUGUUUAAGGAACUUGUUGGUUUGAUUCUGUGAGAGGAAACAUUUGUUUUAAUAGACAGUUAACUACUCUUCGAACAACCACACAGUCUGACUUAUAACUGCUCCCACUAUGGCUACAAAAAUGACUUAUUCUUUUGUGCUGCUCCAAAUGGGACUCCUGUCACAACUAAACAAGCCAUUAUUUCGAUAGCCCCCUGUAUUAUCCCACUUGUGUUGGUGGAGAUGGAAGAGGAUGCAAGAACUUCUGUUCCCCAGUUUGAGGACGAAAGGCCUUUGUUUCACAGUAAUCAGAGACCCCCGGGUCCCUCAGAGCCAUUUGUGCUGUCAGGAAGUGAUGUGAGGGUUCCAUACACUAUCAAUCGAUAUUUGCGAGACUACCAGCGACAAGGCAUUCAAUUCAUCUAUCAUAACUAUGCUAAAUCCAGAGGAUGCAUUUUGGGGGAUGAUAUGGGCCUUGGAAAGACCAUUCAGGUCAUUGGCUUCCUGGCUGCAGUUUUGCGGAAAACAGGUACAUGGAAUGAUGUAGAGAACAAUAGGCCACAGUUUCUGCUGUCACAAAAAUCAUCAGAACAGUCCAAAAUUCAGAAGGUUUUCCUCAUUGUGGCUCCACUAUCUGUCCUAUACAACUGGAAAGAUGAGUUGGAUACCUGGGGUUAUUUCAGAGUGGUGGUUGUGCACGGUGUGAGGAAGGAUGAAGAACUGGCACGUGUGCAGAGAGGAAGAUGUGAGGUUGCUCUUACCACUUAUGAGACCAUCAGAAUCUGUCUUGAGCAGUUCAACAGUAUUGAUUGGGAUGCUGUCAUUGUGGACGAAGCUCACAAAAUAAAGAACCACAGGUCCCAGAUCACUCAGGCCAUGAAGGAAAUGAGAUGUAAAGUAAGGGUCGGGCUUACAGGAACUGUUCUUCAGAACAACCUGGAGGAGUUGUGGUGUGUUAUGGACUGGGCCAUUCCCAGAUGUCUGGGGUCUCUGGCGAGUUUUAAAAACAGGUAUUCAGACCCAAUUGAGCACGGGCAGAAACACAGUGUUACAAAAAGAACUCUGGCAGAAGGUCGUAAGGCAGUUCAGGAUCUGGCCAAAAGACUUUCACGCUGGUUCCUCAGGAGAACAAAGGCCAUCAUUAGUGACCAGCUACCUAAGAAAGAUGACAGAGUGGUGUAUUGCUCUCUCACAGACUUCCAGCAGACAGUGUACCGUGCUGUGCUGGACACAGAUGAUGUGACCCUGCUGUUGCAGAGCUCAAGAAAUUGUCACUGUAGCAGUGGACGUCCACGGAAGAAGUGCUGCUACAAACUCAACGCAGAUGGUGUGCCUGUCAGACACCUGUACUUCAGCUAUCUAGCCAUACUGAGGAAAGUGGCCAAUCAUGUUGCACUACUGCAGACCAAAGAAGGAUCCAGCAAAAAACAGGAGAAAUAUGUAACAGCCAUUUGUGAGCAAGUUUUCAAGAAAUUUCCAGACUUCACAGAGAGGUGCAAACAGGCAGCAUUUGAAGCAAUGUCAGACCCAAUGUACAGUGGAAAAAUGAAGGUUCUGCAAAAGCUUCUAAAUCACUUUAUCAUAAAGAGAGACAAAGUUCUACUUUUCUCCCUCUCCACCAAGCUGCUAGAUGUUCUGGAGAGCUAUUGUAAGGCAGAGGGUCUGGAGUUCCACAGACUGGAUGGAAACACCAAGUCUAAGGACAGAGUUAAGAUAGUUAAAGAGUUCAACAGCUCUCGGGACAUAAACCUGUGUCUGGUGUCUACCCUGGCUGGUGGACUUGGUCUCAACUUCAUAGGAGCGAAUGUGGUUGUGUUAUUUGAUCCAACAUGGAACCCUGCCAAUGACCUUCAGGCUAUUGACAGGGCAUAUCGUAUAGGCCAAUGCAGGGAUGUGACAGUAUUUAGACUCAUCUCUCUGGGAACAGUAGAGGAGAUUAUAUACCUGCGCCAGAUUUACAAACAGCAACUUCAGUUGUCAGUUAUAGGCCAGGAGAAUGCACGACGGUAUUUUGAGGCUGUUCAGGGUACCGAUGGCCAGGCAGGGGAGCUGUUUGGCAUCCACAACCUAUUCCGCCUGCAAACUGAUGGCACCUGCCUAACCCACCGCAUCCUGGAGAGGGAGGGCAGAGUGGAGAUGGGGAACAUGAUGGCCAGAACACAAGCUGUGGACGAGAGGAUGCAUGAGCCAGAUCCUCUGUCAGCAGAUGCUUUUACUGCGCGAGCAGGUGGGUCAGCAGUCACUGGAUUCAAACCUGCUGGAGUUUUGGAUUUCAGUAGUGCAAGUGAGGAUGAAGAUCCCUGCUGCUCUAGGCCGCGGACCUCAGAACCACACACAGCAGAGGAAAUGGGACCUGGUGCUUCCUGUAUUGAAAAUUCAAGCCUUUACAGUCUGCUCCAGAAACAUAUAGCUCAGAGAAUACAGCAGGGAACAGACAGCAGUGAAGAAGAGUCAAGUAACCAGAGUCAGGAUGAGGAGAACUGGGAAAAGCCCACCGAGAUUAAGGGCGAAAGAUCUAAGACAGGCUGGGAUCUGUCCAGUAAAUUACAGGAGAUGAUGGAGGGAGACUCUGCCUGUAAACCUCAUGGAUCCCGAGCACAGACAAAAUCAGAUCUCACUGUGAAUCUAGUUAAACAAACACAUAUGGAAGAGUCUGCAGACCUUGUGGUUCUUCCACAAAGAGCUCAUGAACAUGGCAAUGACUGGAUAAAUGGUGGCAAGAAUCAUUUUCACAAGUUUGCAGAAAAAAGGUCUGAAAAUGAUAUUGAAAGUUUUUCUUCUUCUGAAGAUGAAGUGCCCCAGGAAAGAGUAAAAUUUGUGAAGGGUCCUUCUUUUCCACAGGAGAAUAAACCAUUCCACAAACUGCCUUUUGGGAGGGAUAACACUGCCCAAAGAUCUGUUAGGUUUACAGGCUUAAAUAGCCGAAAUACACUGCAAACACCUGGAUCUGACAAGACCCAGUCCAGAAAAGGACACAUUGGAACCAUAGACUCAUUAUUAGGUGAACUUCAGCAUGUGAGCUACACCCACUCUAAUCAGAAGGUAGUGGGCUCAAGCAGAGCAGAAGACCACCUGAGCCGUGCUGCCGUAAGAGAUGUGUUUGAACUCAACAUGCACUCACAACUUCCAGCAAACCAGCUUCUGGAUUUAUCAGAGACUCCCACCCAGUUAUCUGAGCCUAUACUCGCAGAUCACAGCCAUGGAGGUCAGACACCACUGGCAUAUGACAGACCCCACAUGGAGCAUCCGGUCACACACUUCAUCAAAACCUCUUACCGCCAGAAAAAUGCGACUUUCAUUGUAGGCGAGACACCCAGUAGUAUCCGCAGGCAGCAGCUGGAGGAGAUGGCUCGGUUCUUUGGAGCUGACUCCGUGCAGGACUUCGCAGAAGAGAUUCUGAAGAGUGAUUCUGAGCAGAGACUUAACCGAUUACGGAGCUUCUAUGGCCAGAAGAGCCCUGAAAUCAAGGACAUCAUCAAAAAGACUUUUUCUAAACCCAACGCUGAGCCAAAGCCACCCACAUCACCGGCACCCGCUAAGUCCAGUCCAGCCAGACAAAGACAUACUUCAAAAAGAGCCCACCCAAGCUCGCCUCUUAAACCUCAGGUUGAGAUACCAACCACUAAAGUUAAGGAUCAGAAAAGAACAUUAAAGAAAAAGAGAAUGUGUGGUACAAAAACCCCUGAGGUUCACCAUCAUUGCAGUACAGACCUCACAAACAACAAAAUUAAGACCUUGUCCUCCACAAAUGACUCAGACCAGAGUGUAAACAGAGUCUUUCUUUUCCAGUCAACAAGUUCUGGACAUCUUCCUCAAAGGAGCCGUGCACCAACAGGAGAAAGUAAAAUCAACAAUGGAAGUUCCUCACCAGUCAGACAACCUUUUGAGGACCAGGAAUACCCUUCAGGGUCAUCUCCUUUCCCAAAAAUGUAUUGCGCACCAUCAAGCUCAACCAAGAACAACAGUUCCCUCAUCAGUGACCUUAUUGGUGAUACAUCCAUUCUGAAUGACUUGUUCAAACCAAAGAAGAAGAGGGUAGGGCAGCCGAGAGAAGCAACAACAUCCACAUGUACAGAGAGAGCAAAGAGUAGAGGAAAGGACUUUUGGGAUAUUUUGAAUGAAGGAAAUGAGGAGAGCAUUAAUAAACUCACAGAUCUGUCUGAGGUGGAGAAGAUCUGUAAGAGUGUUAGUGUCUCUGCUAAGUCUAGGAAUAAUGAGAAAACUAAAGGCUCUCAACUCUGGAAGAAAAAUGAGAAAUUUCUCUGGAAACUCUAAAGAGUUCCUCCAUUAUUUUUAUUUUAUUGAAAAUAAACUAUGUUUUACUAUGUUAAGUUUUAUAUCAAGGGUAGACAUUUUUAAGUGCAUUUUCAUUCAUUUAUUUAUUUUGAUUUUGGAGGGUUCAGUUUGAAUAAUUAAAAGUGUACGCUAUAUUUGACUAGCAAUAUAUGUAAAGUAUUAGUGUCUUUUUCAUUGAUAUGAUUUUGAGUUCAUGUUUUAAUGAGGGCACAAGAGUUUCAUUUUUAUUGUCUCUUAAAAGGAAAAUUCAGAUCUCAUUACUGACACUUCAUUAAAACAUUAAAAACACUUCAAAUGAGUGAAUAUUACAAUAAAUCAACAUUAACAAAGAUGUGGGUUCAUUGGUUCAUUCAGCAGUACAGAUUUUGGAAGAAGUGCUAUUCUUGGAAAAACUGAGAAUUUAAUGUGUCGUAAUUUGUAUUUGAUAAUCUAUGAGAUAAUGGAAUAUCCUUUUCAGUAAGGGCAUGUGGGGUAGAUGAAUGUUGAAAGUGAUUUGGCAAUAUUUACUAGGAUACAUAUAAAUUGGAAACAGCAAUUUAUUCACUGUUUUGUUUUACUUGAAACAACAAAAAUCAUCCCCCACAUAUCAGUGCUUUGUAUUUGGUUUCAGGCAAGCUAAAUGACUUAAUAGUUGGUGGUCUUGAGGCUUCAGACCAGUAAGUGGCGUAAAUAGUUUUGUAGUGGUGUAACUGCUUUGACGAAGUGGCGUGAAUCUCUUUCUUUCUUGCCGCAGUCACUUUUCAUGGAAACUUGAGACCACUGCUGCUCUUUUCAUCUCAACGCCUAUGACCCUGUGGCUGUCUCUCUCGGUGCUGCUGCAUUUUCAGUCUUCAGUGCCUAAGUGGCACUAUAAGAGCAAUGAUAUGUGUGACCCGCAGCUGUUGUUUGACAUUUCUCAGCUAUUGUGCUGAUGUAAACAGAGGGUCUUUAGAGGGAUGGGUAGGAUUUUCACCCUUACCCCCAUCUUAAAUGCUGCAAUCAGGUUGUGCUGAAAUGUGCCAAUACACAGGAAGACAAGUUGGUGCUACAACAGGACACGUGAGACUUGCUCUGAAUCCCACAGCUUGUGAGAUCUCACCAAACUUAAAAUACUCACAGUUUCAAAAGUAUAGCCACAAGACAUAAACAAUAUGCGUGUUAACAUGAUUUUACUGUGAUAAAAUCACUUACUAACCUUUUCUGUGUAAAGUUAUAUACAAUUUUACAACUUCGUUGCCAUCAUGAUGUAAUGUCAACAAACCCUUAAACCCUAAAACAAAUGUAAAAAUUACAAUUUAAACAACUUUAAAGCUCAAAUAAUACAUGAUUUUUAACAGAAGAUUUAGUGUAAGUGCUUUUAUAAAAUUAUAAGCUUCACAUUUCUGCAUUUAAACCCUCCAAAUAUUGGCCCCAAUCACUUUCAUUGUAAGUUCGAUUUUUGCUUCUUUUAUUUUUUUAAGAAAAGUAAAACAAUUUUUUGUGGUAAUCAACAUUAUGCCACAAAUGAUGUUGAUUGAGCUGAACUUGUAUUGAAUCCAGAAUAUUGUUUUAAUGUUUGCUGAGAACUGAUUUUAUGUUCAGAUUUAAAGGGAUAGUUCACCCAAAAAUGAAAAGUAUGUGAUCCUUUUUUCACUUACAUUGUUUUAAACCAAUAUGACUAACUUUUUUCCAUGGAACACAAAAAGGAGAUUUUAGGCAAAAGGACAGCUUCAGUCACUAAUACUAUUGACUUUAAUUGAAUAACAAAAAGGUGCAAUGAAAGUGAAUGGUGCCUGAGGCUAACAUUCCGCCUAACAUCUUUUGUGUUCUAUGGAGGAAAGAAAGUAAUUCAGUUUGGGACAACAUGAGGGUGAGUAAAUGAUGACUGAUGAUUUGUCCCUAUAACAUUUUAGCUGUUCCACAGAAAUCUACCACUUCAUUUUAUUAGGAAAUUAUAGCUGUGGUUAUGAAAAAGACUUGUUUACCACCAUUAAGGUGAGCCUGCAUGCUUCAGCAACACUGAUUUUUCUCCCAUUAAGUGUAACAUGAGUAACAUCUUUAAUACGACACUUCACAAAAUUAUUGGAAAAUGCAGUAUAUCAAACUCUCACUUAAAACUGACUCACAUAAAUCUGACCCAAAACUGAGGUUUUGACCCCAAAUGAUUUCCCACAUAUUCAGAUGUAACUCCUCCUUUCCUUGACCUAAUUUGAAGUGUUUAACAUGUACUAAUGUGAGUGAUUAAACACGGCUAAUCCCACUUCCCAGAAUCCAUUUAUUG